This is a messenger RNA of Capronia epimyces CBS 606.96, 714 nucleotides long. RefSeq lists its product as uncharacterized. The transcript is spliced from 2 exons. Bases 1 to 714 code for a protein of 237 amino acids. NCBI's taxonomy places the organism in Eukaryota, Fungi, Ascomycota, Eurotiomycetes, Chaetothyriales, Herpotrichiellaceae. The record is from RefSeq and is a predicted model, not a curated record.
AUGCGCUUUCUUGCCACUGUGGUCGCCGCUCUUUGCGUAGCAGUGGUGGCUGCCCAGAAAAACAAUGCCAUCAGCAUCCCCGAAGGACAAUCCACAUUGGAUGUCACUGCCGGGAAGCCUUUGACGAUCGACUGGACCAACCCUUCAAGCGGCACCGUCACCAUCAAGCUGGCGCAGGAUCCAAUUACCCCUGACUCGGGUGUCGUCCUAGCCUCCGGCGUCCCUGCCUCUGACAAGACGGCCACCCUGCAAAUCCCUGCUGCCGACGACGUCAACUCCCACCUGUACACAAUCGAGAUCAUCGACGAUACCGACUCCAGUAACACCAACUUCUCGCCGAACUUUGGAAUUCAAGGCGCCACGGGAACAGGGACGGGAAGCGUUUCGACCGCGUCCUCCACCGGUACCGCAAGUACAGCGUCGAAGACUAGCACGAAUUCGACAGCCACGGAUUCGAGCGCAGCAUCAUCUGCCGCAGCCACAUCAUCCGCCGCAGCUGCAUCAUCUUCUGCAGCCGCCACCAGCGACAGUGCUAGCAGCAGUGAAUCUGCUUCCACUAGCGCAACAUCCUCCCAGGCCGAAUCAUCUUCCACCUCAUCUGCUGCCCCGACCGAGACCACCUCUGUUCCAAGCAGUAACACCAAUGCAGGCAGCGGGUUGAAGAUCCAGGGAGGUGUCCUUGCAAUGGCCGUUGGCUUAGUCGUGGCCCUGUAA